Messenger RNA from Rubroshorea leprosula, 935 nucleotides. NCBI's taxonomy places the organism in Eukaryota, Viridiplantae, Streptophyta, Magnoliopsida, Malvales, Dipterocarpaceae. The record is from the annotation of a GenBank genome assembly.
CAAGUUCUCACAUCUUCCUCCUUCAUCUAGCAACAAAACCUUCCAAUUACAUUCUGAUAGUUAUUCUCACAAUUAACAAAGAAAAAUAGCAAUGGCUAUUCGGGUUCCUAGUGUUACACAUGCUAAGCAGAUGCUGCGGCAGUCAAAGCUGUUUUCAAGCCAAGCAACUUCCACUCCAUUAGAUGUUCCAAAAGGAUACUUGGCAGUCUAUGUUGGAGUGGGAGAAAAGAAGAGAUUUGUGGUUCCGGUUUAUUACUUGAAUCAGCCUAGUUUUCAGAAAUUGUUAAGCAUAGCUGAGGAAGAAUUUGGAUUCAAUCAUCCUAUGGGUGGCCUCACAAUUCCUUGCAGAGAAGACAUCUUCAUUGACCUCACUUCCCACUUGAAUAAGCUGUUCUAAGUAUCUUGUUAGAAUUAAUUGGCACAUACAAAUUUGGUAGAUUCAAGUACAUCCUCCUUCCCCUUCCACAGAGGGACUGUAAGAGAUGAGAAGAUACAUAUCUAUCCUUCCAAGAAAGUUAUCAAUAGAAGUUAUUCUUUUAUCAAAUUUUGUGGUGUCCACAAAUGUUUUUGGUCUAUAUUUUUUUGCAACUACUUAAUUAAGUACUGAUUUUUUAUUUUGGCUUGAAACCGUUUUGAUCCUUGGUCUAUAUGUUCACAUGGUUUUGUCUUGCAAGUCUGUUGAUGCGUGCAAAGCAUUGUAUAAUACAUUACCAAUGGUUUUGGUUCACAACUUGGACAAAUGCAGUUUCCUUCUUGCCUCCAACUUGGACUUAAAUAUAAGAUUUGUAUGUUUUAGAAAUUUAUUCUAAGGGAACAGCCAGUCAAGUCAGAAAAACCACCAAGACCCUGCCAUGAAGAACUCUUUUUAUCCAAGAAAAGGUAGGGCACGGAGUGUCCCAGCAUGCAUACCCUCUUAAGUCUUUUAGAAUUGGCGA